Apaloderma vittatum (bar-tailed trogon) is the source of this 1572-nucleotide messenger RNA. Its product is annotated as multidrug resistance-associated protein 1-like. The record is from RefSeq and is a predicted model, not a curated record. Gene Ontology annotation, molecular function: glutathione transmembrane transporter activity; ABC-type xenobiotic transporter activity; ATP binding. Gene Ontology annotation, biological process: xenobiotic transport; glutathione transmembrane transport. The transcript has 11 exons. Gene Ontology annotation, cellular component: basolateral plasma membrane. Lineage: Eukaryota; Metazoa; Chordata; Aves; Trogoniformes; Trogonidae. The annotation marks the transcript as partial.
AUGGGGUUCCUCUGCAGAGGCUUGUACGUGCUGGCAGCCUUGAGGGCCCUGGGAGGGCGGGAGGGUGGUGAAAAUCCUUCUGAGGAGGAAAGAGAGAUUAAGAAAGGAAGAAAAAAACUUAGGGUGAAAGCUACCGAGGGCAACAUAGAGGACUGGAAUCUGACAUGGCACACAGAAAACCCAGACUUUACCCACUGCUUUCAGAACACAGUCCUGGUCUGGAUUCCUUGCAUUUACCUGUGGGUCUGCUUCCCAGUGUACUUCCUAUAUGUUCGUUGUCAUGACAGGGGAUACAUACAAAUGUCAAAUCUCAACAAAGCCAAAACGGCUUUGGGCUUAGUGCUGUGGAUAGUCUGCUGGGCAGACCUUUUCUACUCUUUCUGGGAAAGAAGUCAAAAUAUUUUUCGAGCGCCAUUUUUCCUCAUUACGCCUACAGUAUUGGGUAUAACAAUGUUGCUUGCCACAUUUUUAAUACAAUAUGAAAGAAUAAAAGGAGUCCAGUCUUCAGGUGUAAUGACGAUUUUCUGGCUCGUCUCGUUGUUAUGUGCCACAGUGGUUCUUAGAUCCAAAAUAAUACAUGCCUUAUAUACGGGUGCUAAAGUGGAUGCGUUUCGUUAUGUCACCUUCUCCAUCUACUUCGUUCUCUUAUUUGUACAGCUCAUCCUAUGUUGUUUUCCAGAACAACCACCUUUGUUCUCUGAAACAGUGAAUGAUCCUAAUCCGUGUCCGGAGUUCAGUGCUUCUUUCCUCUCUAGAAUCACGUUCUGGUGGAUCACUGGGUUGAUGGUUCAAGGUUAUCGGAGACCUUUGGAAGCUAAGGAUUUGUGGUCAUUAAACAAAGAGGACAAAUCGGAGAAAGUACUGCCAGGUUUGGCUAGUAACUGGGCAAAAGAGUGGGCAAAGACCAAGAGGCAAUCAUUGAACAUGUUAUACUCUCCCAAAAAGCAGCAAAAAUCAGGUGACACAAGUGGUGAUGUGACAGAAGAGGCUGAAGCUUUGAUUAUAAAACCAUCUCAGAAGAGCUCUGAAGCAUCUUUAUUCAAGGUGUUAUGUAAAACCUUUGGACCAUAUUUUCUCAUGAGCUUCCUGUUUAAAGCUGCACAUGAUCUCUUAAUGUUUGCAGGCCCGGAAAUUCUGAGAUUGCUCAUCAGCUUUAUAAAUAACAAAGCUGCCCCAAACUGGCAAGGCUACUUUUAUACAGGACUGCUGUUUGUUUGUUCCUGUCUUCAGACACUGAUUCUUCACCAGUAUUUUCAUAUUUGCUUUGUAACUGGAAUGAGGCUCAAAACAGCUAUUGUUGGUGUAAUUUAUCGAAAGGCACUUGUUAUCACAAAUUCUGCUAGAAAGACUUCUACUGUGGGUGAGAUUGUGAACCUAAUGUCUGUGGAUGCUCAGAGAUUCAUGGACUUGGUUACCUACAUAAACAUGAUUUGGUCUGCACCUUUCCAGGUGGUAUUAGCACUGUACUCACUGUGGCAGACUUUAGGUCCUUCAGUGCUGGCAGGUGUGGCUGUCAUGAUCAUUCUGAUUCCAAUAAACGCUGUGAUGGCAGUGAAGACAAAAAACUAUCAG